Molecule: messenger RNA, 2186 nt
Organism: Ochlerotatus camptorhynchus
Lineage: Eukaryota; Metazoa; Arthropoda; Insecta; Diptera; Culicidae
Gene: PPP4R2r
Product: Protein phosphatase 4 regulatory subunit 2-related protein
Exons: 3
Coding region: 121-1968 (615 amino acids)
Cellular component (GO): cytoplasm; nucleus; protein phosphatase 4 complex
Molecular function (GO): protein phosphatase regulator activity
Source: RefSeq, a predicted model, not a curated record
ACGGGUUCAACGUCAAUUUAAUGGCGGUGUGUGACGAUCAGAAUUUGUUUGGAUAUACGCUCGUGUGCAGUGUUCGUUUUUUGUAAAAUUAAUCUGCAAAUCUGAAAUUUUCCGUACAAAAUGUCCGCUAUGGAGAAUCGGGACGAAGUUCUACAAAUGCUCGAGCGGUUUACGAGACUGAAACAAAAGGAAAUCCCCCGGGAACUCGAAGACUAUUUGAGCUUUGUCGCUCGUACCGGCGAUACGGUUUAUCCAUGGCCAGCGGUGAAGUAUUUCUUCCGGACCAAGCUGAGUCUUGUCAUAAUGGAUUUCCACGAUAAUACACCGAGCAUUGCUGAUUUGCCACAGUGCCCGAAUGUUGAUCCAUUCUGUUACGAUCGUAUGAGGCGGACCUUGCUGAGUCGGAUGGAUUCGUUCAACUCUGCUCCCUUCACCAUACAGCGGAUCUGCGAACUGCUGAAUGAACCACGGAAGCACUACACCAGAAUCGACAAGUUCAUGAGGGCGGUCGAGAAGAACAUUCUUGUGGUCAGCACACAGGAACCCGGCCGGAGAAGAUCCGACAGCGAAAACGGUGAUUCACUGGAUUCCAUUGUCAACGGAGACCUGGAGGUGAAUGUUGAUAUCGAGAUGGAUAACGAAGCAUUCGGUAUCGAUUCUAAUGAGAUGGUUACAAAUGCGGCAGCAGCAACAACGGAAGCGGUGAUACCGCCUAUCACAACUCCGGCGAGUGCAGAUGAAGUACCCCCGAUGGAAUCGUCUGAAGAGCAGGAACAGGAAACAGAAAACCACGAACCAGAAACCGUUCCGGAAAUAGCUCUCACCGACAAUGGAGUUGAAGUGGAGGAAAUCAACGACGCGAAGACGGAAGAGGCCUUGCCAAAGGAAGUCAAAGAAAGCGAUAAGUCUUCCGCAACCGAGGAAGAAGCAUCCGAUCAAACAGAAAAGCUUCUGUAUUCCGAUGAAGUGGAACCGGCUUCACCCGAAGCUUGCGCUUUGGAUUCCAAAGAAGAACCACUUUCCAAUGUGGUCGAAGCAGUCGGAACCGAUGUUCUUGAUCAGAAAGAACGGAACGAAGCUCCAGCCCAGGAAUCUCACGAUACUAGCAAACCAACAGCAACUGAGAAGCCACCCAAUGCUAUUGCACCGGAAACCGACAACGAUUCCAUAGAUGACGGAGAACCUAAAGCUAAAAUGGCCAAACUGUCCCAAGAACAGCCGGAGAGCGAAACGGCAGACCUAAAGGCCACCACAGUUCCUGCGGAGAAAUCACCUGCGGAUCCUGAUAAAGACACAGUUAGUUCCGAAUCCACAACGGACUCCAACGGAAGUAGCGUUGAAUACGUUGACUGCAGCAACUCACCUGAGGAACGAACCGAAACCGGCGUAGUUUUACUUUCCUCCUCCUCUGAAUCAAUCGUAAACAUCGUCGCCAUUUCUUCCGACGAGAUCUCUGAAUCCGGAGAAAUUUUACCUUCCCCUUCCCCUGAUACAACCCUGUCGGAAUCCAGUUCUGUUAACACAGUGGGGAAUCCAGUACCAUCAGCAGAACAAGAAAAGCAAGUGGAGCUGGAACGGCCAGCGAAACAGACUACUACUACCGAUGAACCACAAACCACAGAGCAAACUUCAGAAGCACCCAGCGAACCAGCAACAGCCGUAGAACCCGUGGUCUCCAUCGCGAAGGAGAAUGAGGAAACGGUCGUCAAGCGCAUCAACCUGGAAGCCAACCCACCUUCAACAAAUGAAUCGGAACAACCUGCGGCACCACGAGUGAACUCAGACGAUAUGGAAACGCUUUCGUCUGUGGUGUCGGAAAAUGUGAUGGCUACCGACGAAGAGGAACAGCCACAGCCGGGUGCAGUCGAUGCGGCGGUUCCCAUGGCGGCAGAUGCAUCCGAAACGGCCAAACCGGACGAGAACGCCAUGGACAUUGACGAAUCCAGCGUGGAACCGAUGGAUCAGUAAGACGCGAUAGCUUCAGUGUUCACCCACAGGUUUAGAUGUUAGUACUACACUCCAUACCCUUAUCUAUAAAUUUUAUGUAACUGCUGUCAGCAGCUAUAUAGACAAACGAGGAAAACAAACCCCCGACCAGGAACCUGCUGUAAGUAUUCUAAAUGUGACACAAACUUCAAAUGUAAAACAAGUUAAAGUUAAUAAACAAUUGGUAAGUACUCACCUGA